UGCGCAUGCUCUAUUGCUCCUGAGUCUCGAGCCACACUACAAGUUUACAACAGGCUUCUCCACCACUCCACCAUUUUGUCUUGGAAUCGAAAUCUAACGCAAUCAUAGAAAUGGCAAAACGAAAGGGGAAGCAGCAGCAAGAAGAAAAUGUCCAGCUUGGGCCCCAAGUUGCGGAGGGAGAGUUUGUGUUUGGUGUUGCUCACAUUUUUGCUUCUUUCAAUGAUACAUUUGUCCAUGUCACUGAUCUCUCUGGCAGGGAAACAAUUGCUCGUGUAACUGGUGGAAUGAAAGUUAAAGCUGAUCGUGAUGAGGCAUCACCUUAUGCUGCUAUGCUGGCUGCCCAAGAUGUUGCUCAGCUAUGUAAGGAAAGGGGUGUCACUGCUUUACAUAUUAAACUGCGUGCUACAGGUGGAACAAGAACAAGAACACCUGGUCCAGGAGCUCAAAGUGCUUUAAGAGCUCUUGCUAGAGCUGGAAUGAGAAUUGGCAGGAUAGAGGAUGUGACACCAAUCCCUACUGAUUCCACACGAAGAAAAGGGGGGCGCAGAGGUCGCAGGUUGUGACUGGCAUCUUUAUUUUUUUGGUUGCCAUUGUUUUUUUGAUCAUUAGUCUUAUAAUCAUAGUUUUUUGUGUGAUUAA
This is a messenger RNA of Amphimedon queenslandica, 639 nucleotides long. RefSeq names its product 40S ribosomal protein S14. Gene Ontology annotation, cellular component: ribosome. NCBI's taxonomy places the organism in Eukaryota, Metazoa, Porifera, Demospongiae, Haplosclerida, Niphatidae. Bases 111 to 563 code for a protein of 150 amino acids. Gene Ontology annotation, biological process: translation. The record is from RefSeq and is a predicted model, not a curated record. Gene Ontology annotation, molecular function: structural constituent of ribosome. The transcript is spliced from 6 exons.